Conger conger (European conger) is the source of this 2554-nucleotide messenger RNA. It is a transcript of the gene scn3b, whose product is annotated as sodium channel, voltage-gated, type III, beta. Gene Ontology annotation, molecular function: sodium channel regulator activity. The transcript is spliced from 7 exons. Gene Ontology annotation, cellular component: voltage-gated sodium channel complex. Gene Ontology annotation, biological process: sodium ion transport; regulation of heart rate by cardiac conduction; ventricular cardiac muscle cell action potential. NCBI's taxonomy places the organism in Eukaryota, Metazoa, Chordata, Actinopteri, Anguilliformes, Congridae. Bases 539 to 1183 code for a protein of 214 amino acids. The record is from RefSeq and is a predicted model, not a curated record.
UAGCGAGGGACGUCGUCGUCUGCUUAUGCUCUCUGUUAUGAACUUAGGUGGAGAUGAAAACAAAAUGUAACAUCAAGUAAAUUAAUAUCCGAUUCACAUUCAUUAUUAAAACUUAAUAACUUUAAAAAAAAACUUAAAAUAUGACAUAGAAUGAGACCUUCGUUUGCUAUUUCCCUAGAACAGACAAAAAGAGGUUAUGUUUGGAAUCUACAGGUCUUUUUUUUCUUUCCUUUUUUCAGUUCAUAAAUCCUCAAAGGGUAUUGCACGCUACACCCGAGAGCAUGCAUCUUCGCGCUUUACUCACCAUGGAAACACAAAGUGUCUGUUUGAGCAUAUGGAAUAGCUGGGAUUAAAGCUGAAGUUCACGAACAAAGGAUUGCACGUAUUUCACCCAACAGAACCAAUGCAUGAAGAACACUUAUUCUUCCUCGUGGAUUUUAACGUAUAACGGAGAAGGAGUUCAUUAUUCAUUUUCUUCGGCUUUUAAUUAAUUUACGUCGAGGGGAGAGGCGGUCCUCUUCCGAGAACUCCGAAAAAGAUGAUACACACGAGGAUUCUGUUGCACUCUCUCUCCUUUUUGAUUUUAGUGGUGCGGGUGAGCAGGCCGGUGUGUGUGGAGGUGCCUUCAGACACCGAGGCGGUUCUGGGGAACCCGAUGAAGCUCACCUGCAUCUCCUGUAUGAAGAGAGAGGAGGUCAACGCAGAGACACGGGUGGACUGGACCUACGUCACCUCCAACAACGACGAGAUCCCGAUGUACCUGUAUGACGGGCAGCCCCACGAUGUGGCGGGGCCGUUUAAGGGACGGCUCCUGUGGAACGGCAGCAAAGACCUGCAGGACGUCUCCAUCAGCUUCAGGAACGUCACCCUCAACGACACCGGCACCUACAAGUGCGAGGUGUUCCGCCAGUUCAACUUUGACUCCUACACACCCUUCUACAGAGGAGAGAAGAUCAUAAAUCUGGUGGUGAGAGAGAAAGCCCCUCAAGACACCACAGCCCUGUAUUCUGAGAUCAUGAUGUACGUGCUUUUGGUGUUCCUCACCUUCUGGCUCGUGGUGGAGAUGAUCUACUGCUACAGGAAGAUCUCCAAGUCUGACGAGCAGACGCAGGACAGCGCGACAGACUACCUAGCCAUUCCCUCUGAAAAUAAAGAGAACCUCGCUGCUCCAGUAACAGAGUGAUUUUCUCACACUCAAAAAAACGGUACUAAAGCACCCGUAAGCCGCUGUCGAUUGGCAUAAUUGCGCUGUAGGCUGAAGUCUUCAGUGGAACAUGCAGCGAAGGUGUCAAAUUCCGCCAUGGGGACCCAACCCCCCCACCGUCCCUUUGUCUUUGUGUGCUUGUGCAAAGGAUAUCAUCGUUGAUCAGUCGAAGCUUCCUGCUUAUUUCACACGCCUUUGUGAAGUAUCUGAUAACAGCUGUGGUAUGUUUGUGCCACUGUCAGCAACAGAGGACAAAAAGUACUUGGAAUGUGGUGGGAUUGUGGAGUAGAUAUGAAAAUGUUUUCCGAAUUUUGAAAUUGGAGAGAGACCUUGACCCUUGCACACAGUGCAGGCCUGGUAAACAUAGCUGCCAAGCUCUUUGUCAACAGGCCACCGGUUGGUUGCCAACAAGGAUACAGGCCAAAGUUCUGAUGUAAUCAGCUGUUGUCAUUAAACCUUCUUGUCUUCUGCUUUGUCAUAUACACAACUUUCACACAGUGACCACUGUUUUAUUAGAAUGAACUGUGUGUGCUUUGACAUUUUACUGACACAAAUACUUAGGAAUUGUUGCAAGCAAAAUAAUUUCAACCAUCCCGAUCCAGCUUAAGGACUGAAAUGACUGUUUUAAUAUGAGGUACACAUCCAGUUCCAGAUGUAUUGGCAUUUAUUUAGUGGAAAUAUUUCUGUGUCCAGUCCGUUCUAUUAUACAUAUACUUUUUUACACAUCUUAUGUAAUUUUGAUGGAAUGAUUUCACAUCACUGUAAGAAAAUAUUAUGGUGAAAGCUCCUCACAAGCUUGAAAUUCCUCACAAAAACCUGUGGGGUGCGACACAUGCCCCCCUCUAUGAGAGCGUGCUUGGGUCAGAUGGUAAAAUACUUUUUUAACAGUUGUGGGGUCAGUCAUGAAGAGGGCCAAAACAAAAGUGCAGCACUCUCAGAAACAGUUUUUUAUACAGUUAAACCACUUUAUAUUCACACUAUUGUCAUUAUGCCAAUUCACUGCUCUAAUAGAUUAUUUUAGUUUGUAUUUGAAUUGACAGGUAAUUGUCAGGUUAUGGGCAGAAAAUGAGGGCAAGAGAGGGGGAAGGAGAGAGAGAAUGAAGAAGGGAGUCAGUGAUGGAGAGAGAGGGCUUUUGUAUGCAUGUCAUCAAGCAGUGUUGUCAUUGAAUACAAUCUUCUGUUCAGCAGUUUCUUUUGCAGCCAUUAUUAGUGGUUUUUUUUUUAUUAAAUACAUUGUGCCUGACAUUUUUAGAAGUACUGUGAAGAGUGUGCUCAUUAUUUUCCAUUUUAUAUUACUUAUUCAUGUUGACUGUCUUGAACAAAUAAAAAUCUAAGUAAUUAAUGUCAAAA